Molecule: messenger RNA, 798 nt
Organism: Galendromus occidentalis (western predatory mite)
Lineage: Eukaryota; Metazoa; Arthropoda; Arachnida; Mesostigmata; Phytoseiidae
Exons: 1
Coding region: 1-798 (265 amino acids)
Source: RefSeq, a predicted model, not a curated record
AUGUACAGCAUCCUUGUGAAACUGCCGGAUGGCAAGGCCGCUCCCCUCAUCUAUUCUCUUCUGCCGACGAAGAGAGCCGACACGUACCGGCUUUUCAUCGGAAUAGUUGUCGAUGCUCUCGGAGGGUAUCAGCCAGAGAUUCUCCACGUCGACUUCGAGAUCGCGAUGGUCCGCGAACUCGAAGCUUGUUUCCCCCUCGCGAGGGUCCUGGGAUGUAAUUUACAUUUUAAGCAAUGCCUGUGGCGGCACAUUCAGGCGGACAGUAUGCUCCGCGAUAAAUACCUGCGGGACGACGAUUUUGCUCUCGAUGUUCGCAUGUUCGCGGCCAUCGCAUUCGUUCCCGAGCAUGAUGUGCGAUCCGCCUUCGAUACUUUGUUGGAAUCGAACUCCAUUCGCGAGAAUAACUAUCUCCUGACGAGUUUCAUAAAUUACUUUGAGGCGACGUGGAUAGGUCGCCCGCGGAAUCCUGCUACCAUGAAGAUAGGUUGGUGGAACGCUCAUGAGGCCACCGUGUCUGCUGUAGGCCGCACCAACAAUGCUAUCGAAGGCUGGCACUCAGCAUUUAACGGCAGACUUGGGGCGACAAAUCCGACCUUCUUCAAACUAGUCGAGCAGCUCAAAAUCGAGCAGGGAUUGACCGAGUUUGUCAUCGCGAACUCCCUCGCUCAGGGGCCUGGGGCUCCUGCUAAACGGAUUUAUCGAGACCGCCAGAAAAGGUUGUUCGAAAUAACAUCGUCCUAUGGGAACAGCAGUGUCUUAAACUUCUUGAGAGCAAUCGCGCAUAAUAUUUCGUUUUGA